AUCUGUUAGCAAUGCUCAAAAACAAGAAAUUACGUACUUAUCUUAAAACAAAGUGGUUAGUAGUUUUUUGGGGAAAUAUAGUUGCACUGUACCAUAUCCGGAAGCUUCAUUAUAUCCAAAACCGCCAAUUGGAGAAAAAUGACAAAAUGUCAUAAUAUGAUUCAUUCAUCACUUUCCUCACUCCAAUUGGCCCAAACGUUCUUGAUUUUCUUGAAUUUUUAUUAUAACUAAAGUUUUUUUAGAUAUUUAUUUAUAUCACCAAACCAAUCAAUCCAAUGUGCUCUAACAAUUCCUCACACCCUUAAAAAAAAAAAAAAAAAAAAAAAAAAAAAACCAUGUCUCCCAAUAGUUUCAUAACAACAAAUUGUCUAACCAUUUACAAUUACACCUCACUCUAUUUUCCAUUUCAUUCGCCAUUUUUAUAGCUCCAUCUAACUCGUUCUAAUUACUCUUUCAAACCCAGAAAAAACGUUUCUUUUUUUUCUCAAAGUCCUACUUUUGAUCAUGGUUGGUUAUUCAAAUUCCGAUCAUUUCAAUCACUACCCAGGUUAGAUCUUCACUUUUUCUCAUCUGGGUAAUUGAAAAGAGAAAAAAAUGGAUGAAUCGGAGGAGCGAAAGAAGGCCAAUUUUCCCAGAAACAUUUUGUUUGGGAAAUACGAGAUGGGAAGGCAACUUGGGCAAGGAACAUUUGCUAAAGUGUAUUACGGUAAGAAUCUUGUUACAGGUGAAAGUGUAGCGAUUAAGGUUAUUAAUAAAGAUCAGGUGAAAAAAGAAGGCCCAAUUGAUCAAAUCAAGAGAGAAAUCUCAGUGAUGAGAUUAGUUCGUCACCCAAAUAUUGUUGAACUCAAAGAAGUAAUGGCCACAAAAGGUAAAGUUUAUUGUGUUAUGGAAUAUGUUAAAGGUGGAGAAUUAUUCGCCAAAGUGUUGAAAGGUAAAUUAAAAGAAGAAAUUGCUAGAAAAUACUUUCAACAAUUGGUAAGUGCAGUUGAUUUUUGUCACAGUCGUGGUGUUUCGCAUCGAGAUUUGAAACCAGAAAAUCUUUUGUUGGAUGAAAAUGGUGAUUUAAAGGUUUCUGAUUUUGGUCUCUCUGCUUUGCCGGAACAGCUCAGAAAUGAUGGGUUGCUCCACACACAGUGCGGUACACCUGCUUACGUGGCACCGGAGAUCUUGAAGAGAAAAGGGUAUGAUGGUGCUAAGGCUGAUAUUUGGUCUUGUGGGAUAAUCUUGUUCGUAUUGUUAGCUGGUUAUCUUCCAUUUCAAGAUGAAAAUGUUAUGAAAAUGUAUAGAAAAGUUUUCAAAGCUCAAUACGAAUUCCCCCAAUGGUUUUCGGAGGAAUCCAAGACUUUGAUAUCCAAACUCCUUGUUGUUGAUCCGGAAAAGAGAAUCUCUAUUCCGGAUAUAAUGAAAAACUCCUGGUUUUACCAGGGGUUUACUCGUCCAAUAAUAGAAUAUUCUUCUAUUAUUGAUGACGAAGACAAAGAAGACGAAGAAGAAUUAGUAAUAACUAAAUCUCCUUCUUCUUCAUCUUCCUUAUCUUCUCCUCCGUUUUACAAUGCUUUCGAGUUCAUAUCUUCGAUGUCUUCGGGUUUUGAUUUGUCGAGUAUGUUCGAGAACAAGAGGAAAUCGAGAUCGAUGUUUACUUCGAAAUGCUCUGCCUUGGCUAUUUUAGUGAAGCUUCAAUCUGUUGCUAAGAAGCUUAAUUUUGGGUUUUGUUUGGAGAAGGAAUACAAAGUGAAAAUGAGUAAAAAAAUUGAAGGGAGAAAAGGGAAGUUGGCGGUGGUGGCGGAGGUUUACGAGGUGGCACCGGAGCUCGCGGUGGUGGAAUUCUCGAAAUCGAGUGGAGACACAUUUGAGUACAAUAAGUUCUGUGAUGAAGAUGUUAGGCCUGCGUUGAAGGACAUUGUUUGGAGUUGGCAAGGUGAUGAGAGUAACUGUCACCAACUGUAAUACCAGAUUUCUAAUUAGUCUUAAUUUAGUUCUUAAUUUUCUUAGAUUACUUAUUUCCAAUAUAAUGUAAAAGAAAAUAUUGUUAUUAUUUGAUUAGUAUUUGCCUUUUUUUCUUUUUUUUGGAUUAAGAAAAAAUGUGAGUGUGUAUAUGAUGAGUAUUUUUGGAAAAUUUUGAAAUUAUUAGCAAUUAUUAAUGUUUUUAUCUUUGGUUA
This is a messenger RNA of Cannabis sativa, 2159 nucleotides long. Its product is annotated as CBL-interacting serine/threonine-protein kinase 25. Lineage: Eukaryota; Viridiplantae; Streptophyta; Magnoliopsida; Rosales; Cannabaceae. Gene Ontology annotation, molecular function: ATP binding; protein kinase activity. The transcript has a single exon. The coding region runs from base 595 to 1947 and encodes 450 amino acids. Gene Ontology annotation, biological process: protein phosphorylation; signal transduction. The record is from RefSeq and is a predicted model, not a curated record.